Messenger RNA from Aquila chrysaetos chrysaetos, 6532 nucleotides. It is a transcript of the gene PRELID2, whose product is annotated as PRELI domain containing 2. Gene Ontology annotation, molecular function: phosphatidic acid transfer activity. The record is from RefSeq and is a predicted model, not a curated record. The transcript is spliced from 8 exons. Gene Ontology annotation, cellular component: mitochondrial intermembrane space. Lineage: Eukaryota; Metazoa; Chordata; Aves; Accipitriformes; Accipitridae. The coding region runs from base 1511 to 2164 and encodes 217 amino acids. Gene Ontology annotation, biological process: phospholipid transport.
AUCUCCUGUUAGCAGAGGUCUGUCUUUGACAAAGGCAGUGCCAAGAGGAACCUGGAGCAUGUCCGCUUGAGAGAAGCCCAGCGAGCUCUGGCACCCGGGCAGCUGUGUGGCUGAUGCACAGCAGAACUGGGCUGAACGCGUGGGGCCGCGUCCUGUGGCUGAACCUGCCCGGCGUUCUGCUGCGGUGAGAAUGCCCCGGGCAGACCUGGCCGGUGCGGCGGCAGAGCAAAGCCCCGUGCGCUUGCUUGCAGCCAAGGCAGUCCCAACGACUCUAAUUCAUCAGCAGUGGCGUGACGACCUGCGGUGUGCAGCCUUGCUCCUGCUGCUGCCGUCCCAGGCGCUGGGAGGCAGAGAAUGCCUCAUGCUAAGUAACCUUUUAUUAAAAAUUGUCAGAUCCUUAAAAACUGGAUUGGUUUUAUGGGUUAGGGUAGGAGGGGAAGACAAUACGUUGCACUUCUACCGAGAAAUAACAAGUUUUUCCUGUUUGCUGAAAGCCUGUAAAGACGACAUUGGGCUUGCUGAAGUUACCAGGCUUCUGCACGCAAUCUCGGAGCGGUCAGCUUCUCGUCUAUAGCGUCCAUCUCAUGAGGAAAUGACUGAUGAGAUACGUGAAUCUCUAAAAGAUGUAACUGACUGCCUAAUUUUUUUCUGGUGUUUGAUGGCUCAGUACAAAAUGGAAUUAGAUCCCUGUAGUGGUGUCAUGCCCCGUACUGAAAACCAAACUGUCAUGUAUGUGAAAUUCUUUUACAGGGGAAAGACCGAAAAUAUCCUCACAAGCCGAAGUGCCAGAACUUUGAACAGUAAAUACAGGCAAAGAUGCUUAGUCUGGAGUCUUCUGUUUCUGUUAACCAUCUACAGCUAUUCUUUCUUUGCACUAGAAUAGGACUGGGAAAAGAUGCAUUUAAGGUUUUCUUUAAAAAAACCCAAAAGGGUGGGGGGCAAAAAAGGAAACAUUUUUUUUCUCUUGCCGUGCAGCAGAAAUCCCAAGCUGUAUCUUUGGCAAGCUUGGGCAGUCAAAUUUGCUAACCAUGUAGUUUAGACUGCCACACUAUGGCUAACCAAUGGAUGUGCUCCGAAAUACUCAUUUGAAAACUGAACAAACUUGGAAAAGAGAAGGCAGGGCCAGCUUUUGCUGAUUUUCUUGACUGCUUGGCAAUUAGAGGUGAGAGGAGAAGCAGAGUUAGUGCUUUUCAUUGUGAAAGAUUUGAACCAGAGUAGAAAUGCAAAUGGGAAUUGUAUUCUGUAGUAUACUUCCAUAUGACUUGAGAAGGGCAGUUGGAGGUGAAUAGUGAGGCUAAUUAUGACAGCCAGAAGCGCAGAGCAGAAAGGUUAAAAUAAUCCUCAUUUGUAUGUGGCAGCAAAGUGCAUCACAUGCUUUUAACCAGGAAUUUACUAUGAUUGAAAAAAUAAUUGCCAUAGUUACUCAAAUGCCAUAGUUAAAGUUGACUUCAGGGCUCCUGCACUCAUUCUUUCUGUUGCGACUCUGCAAGUUGAACCUUUGAAUGUUGUUAUGUCACAAAAUAGGGUGGGAAGGUGCAACCAGCUGUGCUCUCAGAGGAGACCAAAGCCAAAGCAGUUGGGGUUCUUCAAGGGCAUGUUUGUGCCAAGACAUCUCUUGGCAAACAGAAAUCCCCUAUUGCCUCGACUGGGGCAUUUUGUGUAUCAGCUGCAAUUUAUGAUCUCUGAGGAUGGAGCAAAGAAGUCACUCGGACUGUGGAAGUAUCCCAGUCCCAUGGAGAAACACAUCACAGCUGUAGAGACAGUGGAAGAGAAAACAGAUUUGUCUACGGGGAUUAUUUACCGGAGGAGAAUUGCAAUGUGCCAGAAUGUGAUUCCUGAAAUUUUAAGAAAGGUCAGUGUCUUAAAAGUGCCUGACAUCUACUUGGAAGAGGAAUCUUGGCUUAAUAUGCAGAAAAGAAAUAUGGCUAUGAAAACUCAUUGUCUUACGUGGACACAGUAUGCGUCUCUGAGCGAGGAGUCUGUCUUCAGAGAGAGCUUGGAGAAUCCAAACUGGACAGACUUCACACAAAAAGGCAGAAUAUCAGUCACGGGGGCAGGUUUGCUCAACUGUGUGUUGGAAGCUUUUGCUCAAUCGUUUUUAAAGCAAGGUGUGAGGAAGGGUAUUAAAAUAAUGGAGACACUUCUUCAGGAGCAGUGUGAGUGAUCGUGCUCUCAAUGAGCAGCUGAGGAAAUGUAUUUGCGUAGAGUUUCCUUGGAACAGCAUAUCUUCAUUGCCAUUGGAAUUCCAUGGCUGUUGUCUGAACUUUACUGGUACCAUUUUAUUGAGGAAAGAGCAUUUAAUAUGCACAGCUAGAAGAAAAGAAGACCACAGACUGCAAAUCUUUUACAAAAGAUUAAGGAAUUCUACUACUUAAGGGAACGUUGAUUGUGAAAAUCAGGGAGGAACAAGUGUAAGCUUGGAAACAGCAUCUUGCUGUGAAUUGGUGCUAUAAUCUCUAGAGACUGCGAAUUCGGUAAGGGAACAUAGAGCAACAAAACAAAAAUAGCCCUUGUUGCCGUGAAGCCACCCUUGCCUAGUCAACCCGUUGCUUUGUGUCUUGUCAAGGGAGGGGCAAGCACACCCCGUGCGCUGUUUAUUUCACAGCUUGAUUCUGUGGGGUAGAGGCUUCAUUCUACAGAAAAGAAGCUCAACUGUAGCAGCUGAGUAGGGUUACUGUUCCCAGUUCUGAUUGCUGUGUUGGAAAUAUUUGGUUAUUAUACCCCUGCCAGCACGAUUAUUUUCAGCUGUGAAGACAUGCCUCAAUACAAGUUUUGCAUAUAUUUGAAUUCUUUCAGAAAGUAUUUCUCUUGUAUUGCUUCUGAAUAGAAGAAGAAGAAACCCAGAGGGGAAUUGAUAAAGUGCAAGUAAAGUUCCUGACAAAGAGUGUCUCAUACGCUUCUCUUCCUUUUGUUCCACACACAGCAUCAGGAUAGUUUUAUUUUAAACUUUUCAUUUAAAAUUCAGAUAAGCACAAAACUGUCUUUGAUACCCUUUACUGAGUUAGGGUAAUACCACACUUUACAAAUAGCCCCAUUAAAGUCUGUGUUUGUUCUUUGUGGAGAUUUGAACCAGUUAUUUGAUUGCCCUAAAGCAAAAUGAUCGGCUUUGCAUUUUUCAGGGUGGGUUGUGCUUUAUUUUCUCAAAUGUGAUGUAAACUCUCGGUGGACUCUUCCUUAUGCUAUGCCUGAGUGCUGCGGGCCUGCUUAUUUCAAUAUUUAAUGGUCUCAAGUAUCGUAUUCUGAAGCUAAAUGAGUGUACUACUAAACAGCCCAGCCACAGACUGUGGCCACGCGCCAGCUCUCCCGUACUGUGAAUCCAUGAACCUUUGCUUCCGUGGCUGGUGCUGUAGGUUUACAGCUAGCCCAUACCUUAUGAUGAGAGAGCCAUGGCACGGUCCGUAGGAAAUGACUGUAUUUUGUAUUGGCCUAGUGGAAUAAAAUACUUUCCUUCAUCUUUCUUAUUUUGGUUAUUAACUGAUUCUUGUGAAUUUGGACUCUGAGUACUGAACAGUAAAUAUUUAUGAAAUGUAAUGGCCAAGACUAAAUACAUUCAUUAGCAUAUUUAUUUUUAUUGAGUUGCUGCUUUGUGUGCCUGAGGAAAUUAUCACAUUACUUCUAUUUGAACUGCUAUGUACAUUUUUAGGACUAGCAUUUUUAUUCUUGCAUCACUCGAUUUUGGAAUUAGGAUGGGAAGCAUUUGCGUCCUCCCCCACUCCCAAAGUAGAAGUAGUGUGUGAAUAAUGAAAGUUCAGUAAAAUCCAGUCUCUUCUUCAAAGCCUGAGUUGCCCAUCUGCUUACUGGUAGGUGCCAGAAAGAGAAGGGUUAAGACUUCUCCUGGGAGCAGGGUGCUUUUUGUGAGGCCAGGGAGUAAGGUCAGGGUGGUGGAAUCACCUGGCCCUCGCUGGAGGCGGCCGGACCCCCUGGGCUCGUCCCCCGGGGCUCACGUCUGCCCUGGUCUGCUGGAGAACAGCCCCGCUGGGCAGGGGAACGACCCCGCUCCAGCCGCAAACCGGCAGCUGCAAGUAGCUUUUGUUUUGAAGAUCUUCGGGUGCUGUGUCCUGCGUUGGAGCUUAAGUCAUCCCGCUGCUAAAAGGCGUUCCUGCUUUUCCCCGGGAGCAGCCCCCGGUCAGAGAGUGGUCUGAGGAGCUCUUGUCGGCAGGGCGGACGGAGUCCCUCAAGGCGCUGUGAAGUGAGUGACCGGGACACGGGGAUGUGAUGGGCACGUUCCCCGGGGAGCGGGUGCGGUGGCACAGUAUCGAACAUUCAGGUCAAUCCCAGUGGGCAAUUAACUUCACCCAUCUAAUUUUUUUCAGAAACAACUUGCCUUUUUUUUUUUUUUUUUGCUCUAUGUCUGUAUGUUUCUUCCUAAUAUACAUUGUCGUACCAAGAUGAAGAUAAAUGUUUUCAGAUACAGAAAAUAAACUGACCAGAUCUGAUGUCCCCUCUCAGACCAUCUGUAAGACAGUGUGUCUUGCUACACUGAUCUCUAGGCAGUAAGAGAAUCCAUGAAUUGCUCAAAAAAAAAAGAGAAACCUCCCUAUUUGUAAGUUUUAGGUAAUUGUUCAGAUGUUUAAAAAGUUCACCGACUGCAGUUGUGAUGGUUUAAAUGAUGAUUUGACUUACCCAUAGUAUUCUUCCUGGGACCUGGACAGUGGGAGUGUUGACAAAGUUGGCCUUUAGAAAUCAGUGUUCCCAGAAGUCCUGCCAGUCUCUUUUUCUAAAUAACAGGAUGGUGAAUGAAAAGGAAAUACUGUUUUUAAGAUUGUUUUAUGAAACUAGUUAAUACACACUUCUUUAAUUGUAGCAAAGUUAAAUCUAAAAAUUAAGAAAAUCAGUAUUUCAUUCUCUUAAUUGUUGUAUUGUAGAGUCCCAUUAAAGCUCAUCCAUGAACAUUUCCAUUAAAGGGUCAUCUUCUUUGUCUAGUGUCGAACUCUUAUCUGUGAUAGAAGAAUGUUGUCUGCCAGAUGUCAGCCAGAAUUCAUUUCCCUGUUUCUAGAAUACGUAUAAAAACAGUUGGUGUGUCCAUCCUGUUCGUCUCGAGAUGUUUGUCAUCUUGCUGGGUUUCAUUCUACCCCAGUGCUGAACUUUCUGUGGCUCUUUUAGAAAAGCCUUAUGAAAACACUUUGUUAUACACGGGAAGUUAAUUCAUCCUGAUGUGCAGCAUUUAUCGACAGUUGCCUUUUCAGGUUUUUCCGGCUGUGAUCAGCCUAAUGGAGCAAAGUUUUCGAAGCCUCUCGAGUGCCUCGGGAGCCUAAACCUGGCUGCCUUUCAGUGAGCUUUGGACCCCUGAAGAUGGGCUGCCGGUGCCUGGACGGCCGCGUCCCCGGCGCCCGGGGAGAGCCUCCAGCCGCCCGGCCGGGCACGGGGAGAUGCUGAAGUGGGGACGCGGGGGCUUGGUCGCCCCUCGGGUGCUGGGCACGGCUGUGCCUGCGAAAGCACUCGGCAAAGCCCCGCAAGUAUGGUGUGUGGGAGCUGAAGGGAGAGGAGGGGGACCGAGAACCUGGCGCUGGCUUUUGAAGGCAGUAGGGCAUCUGAGGAGGUAACAGGUAAAAGGAACAAACUCCCAAGGGUAGCGGGGCUGGGCUGAGAUGGUGCUCACGCUCCUGACGCAGCAGCACACGAGCAACUUCAGUCACCUACAAGUCCGCUCUGCUUGAGGCACCGGGGCGCGUUCUCGGGGCUGAGCUGUCCUGCUGUCAAAGCUGCCUCUUGAUCCCCUGCUGCAUUUUCUGUCAGCUGUCUGCUUCCCUUCUCCAGCGGCCGAUGAGUCGUCGUUUCUCGUCUAUUUACUGUAAAUACGCACAGGUCUCAAACAUCCCACCCUGGCUCCUGGCUGUGGUUUGGGAGAAUCAGCUGAAAAAAGCCUGUGAGCUUCUGAACAUUUCCUUGCCAUGACAUACGCACAGCUCUGCUCACCCAGCACCAUGGCACACGUUUUAUUACAGCAGAAAAUCGAACAGUUAGCUCCGACACUAUGAACAGGUUUCUGCUAUAGAUACUUAACUGCAACAAAACCAGUGUCUGAAUUUAAUGGGCUGCUUUGGUUUGUUUUUAAAACUGAAACCCAGUGUAUUGCAGAUGUGAAGCUGAAGUCAAUCUUGUGCAGUGAUGCCAUGGGACUGGUUACCCAGCAGCCGUCCCACUUCCCCUGGGGCAGCAGCAAGACGGAGCAAACGCCUUGAACGCCGUGCAAGGCAGCGGGUGGUGAAUAAACCACUCGCCUUAGCUACCAGCUGGAAACGUGGUUUGGGCGAGAGCCUAAAGCAGCGACACUGGCAGGCAAGAGCCAGGCAGAGAUAAGAGGCCAAUUAAACUCAGAACACUCUAAAUCCAUGACGCCAUUAUGCUUUAGUUUGCAUUAGCUGAAGAAACAACGUGCCCAGAUAAACGGUCUUGGCGGACUGGCACUGAUCUUUUGUAUUCUUUAGAAAUCAAGUUUUAAAAGUGCUGAAUAUGUGGUGGACAGUAUUUUCCUUUUAAAAAAAAAGUCCCAUUAUAUUUUCAGAGGAAAUAAAGAAUACCCAUGAUUGGA